Messenger RNA from Betta splendens (Siamese fighting fish), 4913 nucleotides. Its product is annotated as APC membrane recruitment protein 1-like. NCBI's taxonomy places the organism in Eukaryota, Metazoa, Chordata, Actinopteri, Anabantiformes, Osphronemidae. The transcript has 2 exons. Gene Ontology annotation, cellular component: plasma membrane. The coding region runs from base 523 to 3558 and encodes 1011 amino acids. The record is from RefSeq and is a predicted model, not a curated record. Gene Ontology annotation, molecular function: beta-catenin binding; phosphatidylinositol-4,5-bisphosphate binding. Gene Ontology annotation, biological process: regulation of canonical Wnt signaling pathway.
AGUCACGAGAGGGGAUUUGGGAAAAUUGCCUGAGAAGUGAGAGGAGAGGAGCCCCGGACCUGAACGCCGGGCUGUUCGCGGCUUUCCAAGCGAGCACGGCGCGCGCGGAUCAACCAGCUCGAUCAACUAACGCGUCUCUUCGGCACGUGCGGGAUUUUUAGCCCAUCUUGCUGCGACGUGGUGUAACGUUACGCACGGUUAGCAACUGCCAUGCUCGCAUUACAGUCACAAACUGUGGGACACACUGGUGAUUGGGGUCGCCGUCGUUAGCCCCGAAGCUAGCUAAAGGCUGGAGACCAAUAGGAGCGUUAGUGGACAAAGCUCUGGGUUCGGCUCUGGUUCGUAGCGGCACGCUGGAGUUACAGCCGAGUUAGCCCGACCACAGGCUCGCACUGGGAGCUGGGUUCGUCCACUGCCCCGUGCUGCAGGGCUUUGGCUUCAUUUGGGCUCAUAUCAGAUGGAGGAUUUGGAAUCCCAGCCUACUAUGCCUUCUGCUGGACUGCUUUCAUAAACGUGCUAGCCAUGGCUUCUCGCAACGUAGACAACCUCCCAAGUGAAGGGAAGGAGUUAACUUCGGCCUCUGAAGAGCUUUCUCCACGUGGCCCAGAUGAAAUCUCAGAGAUUCAGUCGGACACGGCGAACACGACGGUGAAAUCUCAAAAGUCUGGAAAGUUUAGAAGGACUGCACUAACGUUUUUUGGCGUUCGCAAAAGCAUCUGCAUUUUACCAAGUUUUUUUGGAGGAAAAAGUAAAACUCAGAACAAGUGGUCCUCCAAGAAAGGACUCACCAAAAGCAGAACCCAUGAUGGCCUAAGUAAGGUGGGUCAUGAUGAGGACAGGUUCACCUCAGCUGGAGAUUUUGAGUACCACAGUCAGAGGGACGGUGCUGGGGUACUCCACAGUGGCUGUCAAAACGAAUUUAUUCACCUUCCUGUUGACCAGAAAUCCCUGACCCUGGGUCGGCAGAAAAAAGGCUUCAGGAGUCUUUUUAGUAGUUUUAAGCAUCACAGAAACUAUAGAAAUGUUGAUAAAACAGAAAUGGUUACCAUGUCUAGUACCUGCAAGAAAGAGGUACCUGUUGUCCAGGACAGCACAAAGCAGUAUGUCACAGAGUGCCUGGUAUCUGAACCGGAUGUGCCUGAUUGUGCAGAUGUUAUGUGUGAUUUUUCUAUUGGACCUGAAUGUAAUGAUGCUGAUGCAGUAGCAUUAGAGGAGGGCAUGCAGCCAGAAAGUCCAAAGUCUGGACCUGAUGAUCAGAUAUUUGCUGAUCAAAUGGAAGAGCUGAAGUUGAUGGCUAAAGUUUCCAGUGAAUAUGAGGAGAUCUCUAGAGGACACAGUGAGCCUUGUCUGAAACUCCACUCAACAUCAGAGCCUCUGUUGACGUGCGAAACACCUGCUGGCUCAUCAGACCAGCUAAACAAGAUUUUUGGAGAUGUAGCAUCAUUAAAGAGUUUUGAUUCUCUCACUGGCUGUGGAGACAUUAUUGCAGAUCAAGAGGAUGACAGCAUUACAGAGAGCACAGUUUCUGGAGAAAGAAGCCGAAACGGAGGAAAGAGGGCCUCUUGUUAUCUUACUUAUCAAGGUGGGGGAGAAGAAAUGGCCUCACCUGAAGAUUUAGACGAGGAGUGCCUUCAGGAUUUCUGGGGAAAUACUGCUUCUGAAGAUGUCUGCUACACCUGCAAUCAAGACCACACAGAUGUUACUGCUGAUUUGACAAGCGCUCAUAAUAUGAACAAUAACAGUACCCAGCAAGCCAGUGGCAUGGACACAUCUUCAAUUACUGACGUGUUAACGCCUCAGAGUGAGCAUCAAGAAUCUGUUCCAAAUAGCGACGAGGGAUACUAUGAUUCAACCACCCCAGGACCAGACGAAAGUCAGGAAAAGAGUGAUAGACUGAGGACCGACCGAUUACCCCGCGAUAGUUACAGUGGAGAUGCGCUCUAUGAACUCUUUGCUCCCGAUGAGAGUCUCAUCAGUCCGCACUAUGAAAACAAAUCAAAACAACCUGGGUCAAAUCAUUGUGAGUAUAUAAGUGAGGCAGUAGAUGUGUCAGAUUCCUUUGUCCCAGAGAUGAAUCGUUUACAAAUAAGUACUGAACUUUAUCAAGUUCAUAAAUUCGGUGAGUCUCCAAAAACAUGCUGUAAAGCUUCAGAGUCGGCACAAAUUAUGGUCAGUCGUCAGGAAGUCGGCAUGAAUAAAAGCUGUAAUUUGAAUUCAAAACCACAAGCGUCAGAUGAUGACUUGAGUAAUACCGAACAGGAUGGUCUUGAUGAAAAGGGAAAUGUGCUUGAUUCCACUGAAAAAAGAGAAGAAUCCAAAAAUGCUGACAGUGUCGAAAGGCAUGGUAGCAUAUUGUUUGGAGAAACAUCUGACCCAGAUUUUGAAACAUUUUGUGAAACCAAAGAGCAUCACCUUGAGGAGAACAAGCCUGUGGCAUUACCCUACAGGAAUAUCAACGCUCAGCCUGCAGAUUGUAACACUGAGUUGAACGAUGAGCAUACUGUGUGUUUCUCACAGGCACUUGAGGACUACACAAAACAUUCUAAGAUGCUCAGUAACAACAGCGUGGAUGAUUUGGAGACAAACUCUGCCUUCACUUCAAAUAUGGAGGCCUUACCUACUAUAGUCACAUUUGAUGUAGUUGAUAUGCAUAAUGAGGGGGAAUACGAUGAGGAGAUUCACAUGGAACUGGAGGAGGACAUUUCACCGCCUUAUCAGGAGUUUGAAGACAGCUACUUGCAGAAAGAUGCAUUUGCUGAAUGUGACUAUCAGAUUUUAGACCUGUAUGAACAGAACCUGAUCAGUAACACAUGGGCAGUCGCUAGUCUCCCACGGCACCUCGACCUUACAAGAGUCAGCCAGUACAUGCCUAAUCCACUGACUCUAGACAGGAGAAGCAGAUCUCUAGACAGAGAAAGUCUUGAGUUGAAGAUGUCUGACACAUAUAGAGCUGCUGUCAUUUCUUGUCCUCAAACUGAAAAACCCUCUGAACGAGAUGCUUCACCUCAUUACAGAAGGAAUGUGCUCAUGUCUGCAUCGUGGCAGACAAGGUCAGAAAUGGCCUUAAGCCUUCCACUGACCGAUAGGGAAAUUGCUGAAAGAGUAGAGCCCAACACCCAAGUAAAACACAAAAUAUUUUCUGCUUCAUCCAGCAGCAAUUGCUCAAACAUUAAAUCUCAGCAUCUCUGUUCCAGUGGGUCAGACUCAUUGUCCUUUGAGGUAAUGUCACAGAAUACAGACCAUUGCAACAAAUCGUGUCAGCUUCCUUUGCAGUCAGAUGCUUGUUCACCUCAAGGCACAUUUGCUUAUUCUGAAAUGGGGGAGGAGGUCUCGGAUGACACUGACGAUGUUUUUUGUAAAGCUACCGUUAAUUUGCCACCUUAUCAGUGUAAUAAAAGCAGACCAGUGGUGGGUAGGGAAGGAAUUUGUCACACUGGGAGUACUCUCAGCACAGGGAUGUCGAAGGAUGAAAUGUCCAUCGUCAGUGAAACGAGAACGCACAGGGACGUUGCAUGCAUCAUAGCUUGCAGCAAACUACCAGAGGCAACCUUUAACUAAAAAGCUCUUACGCGCACAGUAGGUAUUUAGAUGCCACAUGUACAUUUGCAGUACAGUGAGUGAUUUAUGUUGCAUCUAAAAGAUUGUUUUCUUUUUCUUUUACAGUCAUGUCUUGAUUCAUUUGAAAUGUUUUUGUAAUGAAUUGUAUACAAAUUCAUAUUUGAAAUGAAACUGACGUGGAAUCUGCUGAUGAGCUGUGACAGGUACAACACAGCUUAAGUAAAAGGAUUUGUACAGUAAUAUUUGCAUCACGCAGGUGGCAGACAUUUGUCAGCAGGAGGUUUUUAAGUGCAUAAUUAUUUAAUUUGCAUCAGAAAUGAUCACAUCCUAAUUUAUUCUAUAUCCUAUAUGUAGCCUCGCUAUCCUUUGUGUAAUAGGUGUCUCCUCAAGCUUGAAUUCUUAGCACAGCCAGGCAGGGCUCACCAUGUCUUGAAACGUGUGAUUAUGCUUUAAGUGGCAGCUUAUGUUUGUUUGUACUGCUUCUUUUGCAGCCUCUAUUGCCGAGUCAAGGUUGAUGUUGGCCUCUCAUGUUGCUUAAAUUUGCAUCUAGCUAGUUUACAUAAUUUCAAGCAAGAUACGAACUCUUGGAGAAGAACAAAGAUAUGUUUAAAAAAACAUUAGUCAAUACAUUAAUGGGAUAUAUUUCACAUACAUUAAGCUCAAACUGUAUUUUGCUUAAACCUUCAAUAGCUAACAGCUAGUUCUUCUCAGCCAGAACAAAAUAAGCAAUUGUAGCAGAUGUACAAAUCAACUGAAGGUUCUUGUUAUUUCAUUUAAAUGAUAUGAAUCUCUGCAUUUAAUCUGUGUAUAAAAGUGCUUUAUAUAAGGCAUUGAUGCUGCUGUAAAAUAUAGUUUCUGUAAAAGAGAAAGGUCAAGGAAAGUGUCAAUGUGGUGUCUGACUUGUGGCCUGAUGGGCUGUUUGGCCUUACUAUGGCUGUUGUUUUUCCUCAGUCCCAUUCUGAGAUUGUGCUGUGUAAUAUGCGAAAUUGUGUAUGCCAGCUUGUGGAAUCACAGUAGUUAGAUUUAGUUUAAGAUGAAACACUAGGUCAAAAGAGAAACUGUAUUUUCACUAUUGCAUCAUUUUGUGAAUUUAAUGGUGUUUAAAAGUUAUCAUCACAUCAGAUGAUGUAGUUUUUAUAGUGUAAUAUUUAACAAAGGAUUUGUAUUUAUAUUCUCAGCUAUUUGUACAGUGUAUUCUGAAUGGUUAUACAUUUUUUUGUUUAUUGUUGUUUUUUCCCCAUAAUUUCAAAAUUACAUACAUGUUACACUACACUAUUUUUUUUUUAGAUUUCUUACUGUUAUGUCCCAAUAGAACACUGCCUUACACUAUUAAAAUAAAUAUAAUAAAACAUUGA